Molecule: messenger RNA, 5187 nt
Organism: Camelus dromedarius (Arabian camel)
Lineage: Eukaryota; Metazoa; Chordata; Mammalia; Artiodactyla; Camelidae
Gene: POT1
Product: protection of telomeres 1
Exons: 20
Coding region: 104-2485 (793 amino acids)
Biological process (GO): telomere capping; regulation of telomere maintenance via telomerase
Cellular component (GO): chromosome, telomeric region; nuclear telomere cap complex
Molecular function (GO): G-rich strand telomeric DNA binding; telomerase inhibitor activity
Source: RefSeq, a predicted model, not a curated record
CGCCGGUCUCAACUCUUCCUAGUUUCUCUUUAGACGGCGGUUGAGUCAAUUUCCAAGUAGAUUUGGAAGUCUUUCCGUAGGUACAAGCAGUAAGCUAUCUGAUAUGCCACUUGAAUUAAUAAAAGAAGUCAGUGGAGUGCCUGAAGUUGAUCUUUUAAGUAAAUUUCGCAAAGUAGAUUUCAGAUCCCUACAGCCAGGUUGUGAUUAUAGCAAGACAUAUAUCCAGGGAAAACUUUCAUAUAUCUCUUCUUUAACUUAUGGUGGAAACAGAGCAGCUGCCUUGAAGAUUGGACUGCAAGAACAAGAAAAUUCAAAUUCAGAGGUCAACACCAUCAAUGUAUUAUUUUUUGGAAAAUUAGCAAAGGACUGUGCUAAAGUUUUCUAUAAAGGGGACACCAUUGCAGUGGCUGGAUUUGUUGUUUUGACAGCAUCUGCAUCUACAAGCAGAGAUAGUAAACAUUGCUUAUUUUUGAAAGCAUCUGAAGACUUCAGAUCAACUGUUUAUGUUUAUGUUAAAUGCGUCAGAGAUUUUUCUACUGAAUCAAUGUCUUUGGUUCAAGCAACACAUUAUGUAUAUACACCCCUGAAUCAACUCAAGAGUGGCAUGAUUGUCAAUGUCUAUGGUGUUGUGAAGUUCUUUAAGCCUCCAUAUCUAAGCAAAGGAACUGGUAAAAUAUUUUUGUGUUUUCCAGAUUAUUGCUCGGUUGUAACAAUUGUGGACCAGACAAAUGUAAAGUUAACCUGCCUGUUCUUUAGUGGAAAUUAUGAAGCCCUUCCAAUUAUUUAUAAAAAUGGAGAUAUUGUUCGCUUUCACAGGCUGAAGAUCCAAGUAUAUAAAAACGAGACUCAAGGUAUUGCCAGCUCUGGCUUUGCAUCUUUGACAUUUGAGGGAACUCUGGGAGCUCCUAUCAUACCUCGUACUUCAAGCAAGUGUUUUAAUUUCACUGCUGAGGACGAAAAAAUGGUGGAAGCCUUACGUGUUUGGGCAUCUACUCAUAUUUCACCUUCUUCAACGUUAGUAAAAUUGUGUGAUGUUCAGCCAAUGCAGUAUUUUGACCUGACUUGUCAGCUCUUGGGCAAAGCACAGGUGGAUGGAGCAUCAUUUCUUCUAAAGGUAUGGGAUGGCACCAGGACCCCAUUCCCAUCUUGGAGAGUCUUAAUACAAGACUUUGUUCUUGAAGGUGAUUUAAGUCACAUCCAACGGCUGCAGAAUCUGACAAUAGACAUUUUAGUCUAUGAUAACCAUGUUCCAGUGGCCAAAUCUCUGAAGGUUGGGAGCUUUCUUAGAAUUUAUAGCCUCCAUACCAAGCUUCAGUCAGUCAAUUCUGAAAACCUGGCAACAUUUUUAGCCCUAGAGUUUCAUCUCCAUGGAGGCACCAGUUAUGGUCGGGGAAUCAGAGUCUUGCCGGAAAGUAACUCAGAUGUGGAUCAACUGAAAAAGGUUUUAGAAUCUGCAGAUUUGCCAGCCAAUCAGUCUUUUGGUGGUAUAUGUCAAUCAGAACAUGAGGACAGCUUUUCAAACAUUUCAAGCUCUGGAUCAGUAUCACUAUAUGAAGUAGAAAGAUGUCAGCAACUAUCGGCUACAGUACUUACAGAUCAUCAGUAUUUGGAGAAAACCCCACUCUGUGCUAUUCUGAAACAAAAAGCUCCUCAACAAUAUCGUAUCCGAGCAAAACUGAGGUCAUAUAAGCCCAGAAGACUCUUUCAGUCUGUUAAACUUUAUUGUCCUAAGUGUCAUUCACUGCAAGAAGUUCCACAUGAGGGUGAUUUGGAUAAAAUUUUGCAAGAGGGUGCAACCAAAACCCCAGAUAUCAAACUACAAAACACAUCAUUAUAUGAUUCAAAAAUCUGGACCACUAAAGAUCAAGGAGAACGAAAAGUAGCUGUUCAUUUUGUGAAAAAUAAUGAUAUUCUCCCAUUUUCAAAUAACUGUCUAAUUUUGAUAGAAGGAGGUACACUCAGUGAAAUCUGUAAACUCUCAAACAAGUUUCAUAGUGUAAUUCCUGUGAGAUCUGGCCCAGAGGACCUGGAAGUCCUGGACCUUUCAGCACCAUUCCUUAUACAAAGGAAAAUGCAUCACUAUGGAUGUAAACAAUGUUCUAAUCUGAGACCAAUACAAAAUCUAAAUUCCCUGGUUGAUAAAAGACCGUGGAUUCCUUCUUCUGUGGCAGAAGUACUAGGUAUUGUACCCCUCCAAUAUGUGUUUGUGAUGACAUUUACUCUUGAUGAUGGAACAGGAGUGUUGGAAGCUUAUCUUAUGGAUUCUGAAAAAUUCUUCCAGAUUCCAGCAUCAGAAGUCCUACUCAAUGACAACCUUCAGCAAAGUAUAGAUAUGAUCAUGGAUAUGUUUUGUCCUCCAGAAGUAAAAAUUGAUGCGUAUCCAUGGUUGGAGUGCUUCAUCAAGUCGUAUAAUGUCACAAGUGGAACAGAGCAGCAAAUUUGCUAUCAGAUUUUUGACACCACAGUUGCAGAAGACCUUAUCUAAUUUUGACAUUCAACUUAGCAUAUGUAAAAUAUUUUAAUUUUAGAAAACAUUACUAUUUUUUAUGAGAUUGCUAUAAAACACAUACACAAGUUAGCUCUGUAUUUUCCAUUUUAACAGCUAUCUAAAAAAAUUUUAACAAAUAGACAUUGCAUUAUCUUAACUCCCUCUUGUAAGUUAAAAAUGUUCCUGUUGCUCAAAAUACCCAGUAUGCUGGCUGCGAGGGAUAUAUAAAAGAGAGACAUCAAAUAAAUAAGGACUGUUUUCAUUUACUCUCUGCAGUCCUUUCAAAGAAGAUAUUUUGUUACCCUACCCUAAAAAAUCACUCUCCCUAUUGGUUUUUCCACAUACCAGCCACUGAUUGCUCUGCCAUCCACCAUCCCUGGUUGAGCUGCUUUUUCUGCCCUGAUUUUUACAUCAGCAGUGGUUGGUGAUUUUAGCAUGCGUAUGGGAUUAGGAAAUGUCCUUACCUUAAAUCUCUCCGCUUUUACUGCGUGCAAGGAUUUGUUUGAUUUGUUUUGUUUUUGUACAAAGGAAUCUGCUUAAACAACUACUCCUGGAAGAGGUGCUGGUCUGAGUGAGCUACAGUGUGCUUGAGAGAGUGAUUUGCUCUAAGUGGGAGUGCCAGAAUUGCUUCCUUUAGGUGUUGAUACCAACGGAGGAUAAAUCCAUUUUUUUCAGACCCGAAUUAUGUGCUUUGAUUGCUUGUUUCUCUGCAUGUUAUUGGAAGUUAUUCCAUUCCACUUCAACCUAAUCAAGUGAUCAGAUUGGCCGCGUCAGUGACUUAUUUAUAUUACCCUUCUCGUUAGAGUCUUGUAUAAACUGUGCUCAUGUUUCAGAUUGAACAUUUAAGUGUUAAAUCAGUAUGAUAUAGGCUGCUUUUUACCUGACGAGGUUUGUCAGAUUUAAAAUCAUGAACAUUCAGUUUUAUACAAAUAUUUCUGUAUAUUUGUAUAUAUGUAUAGAUUUAUAUAUGUUAUUUGCUAAGGACUGAGAGAUACAGAUCUCCCUAGUUCAAUAAUAGUAAAGAAUAAAUAAAUGCACACAUUUUAGCUGUUUUAUUUAUUUGUCCUAUCUUGAGCUGAGGCAUGAUUUGAAGUGAGGAACCAAAGCUGAUAUGUCAGUAUAGCAGCUAGUUAGGACUGCCUGCACACCAGGUACUAUUGCUAAGUAAGCACUUAACAUGUAUUUCAGUUUCAGAAGAACCCAUUUUCCUGAUAAGAAAGGCUUUUCCCUAAUCAGGAACCCCAAAUUUCAGAGGAAUUUUGUUUUUGGAGCGACACUGGACAGUAGUUCAUUGUGCCCAGAUUUGAGCCUUGUCCCCUUUGUUGUCUGUGUGAAUCUUCUCGUCAGAUAUAAAAUUACUUAAAUGUAAGAACACAGUUUGUGUACAGCCUCUUCCUCAGUUUCCAGACUCUGCAGCAGCCCUUGUUUUAGACACUCCUGGAUUGUCUCUCGUAGCCACGGCACUGUUCUGGGUGGGGAAGAGAGGGCCCGGCUUAGAAAAUCAAAGACAGUCCAUUCUUCAGAUAGAUAAUGAAAAAUCGUCGUCUCUUUCAGUGGCCACUCUCACUGUCCCCAAUUCUUUAUAACUCUCUUACGACUUCUGCCUGGUCAUGUUGCACAUUGGACGUUGUUUCUAAAUGAGUAGAGAAAGAGUGGUGUUGAUGGGCUAAAAGAAGCCAAACACAUCCGUGACUACCUGGGAGAGCAGUCUCCACACCAUGCUGGCCGCCCGGUUUUCAAAUCAGCGUAGAUGGUGUUGCCGAGCUGCUUGCACACGCAGGAAUGGGCCAGAGUCUUCCCCCCGCCCGCCUCCCAGCUGACUGCCGUUCUGAUUCCAAAGUCAGAGCAUGUGUGUGUCACUAAUGGUGACUCUCGGUCCAGCCAGUUCUCUUCUGCACUCUGGAAGCUUUCAUUGGUGUCGGGAAAAACUCUACAUCCUUCUGAUUAUUUUCAGUGUUUUGAAUUUUGACCAUGCUUUCCAUCAAGUUUUGUCUUUAUCCAGAAUUUUUUUUUAAUAAAAGUAAUAUGUACUUGUAAGAAUUUGAAACAGCAUAAAGUAUGUAAGGUUGAACUAAUGCCUGCUUUAACUCGUGCCCCAGAGGAAAGCACUUUUAACAGUUUUCUGCGUAAUUUUCCAGACUGUUUCCCUAAGAACAUGUAAGUAUGUGUACAGAUACAUUUUUAAAAUAGCAUUAUACUGUGAAUAUAUUUCUGCAACUUGCUUCUGUCACUUUGUAGAGUAGAUUUUGUUUUUUACGUCAGUACAAUUAGAGGGAGAAACUUGUUUGUAAUUGCUUAGCUUAAGAAACUUCAGUGGGGAAUUCUCUGAUUAUUUCACUUUCUAUGUUUUUGUGGUGGUUGGGGGUCUAUUUAAGUGCUCUAUUUCUUAUCAUGCCAAUUUUGGAAUUUUAUAUUUUUUAGAACAUAUUCAUGUUGUCUGUUUCAUUGAAUAGUUAUUCACAACAGUAUUAUUAUUUAGUCUGUGUUUUGUCUGGUAUUAUUUUCCCUUUAAAUAAAUCUGGAGCCCCUGGGACCUGGUUUUACUGUGUUUCCUGGAGGUUUUUCACAUGAUCAGAAUUUUUAAAGCCUGUCCAGACUUCCUGAUACAGGUUAGGACUCUGCCAUGACAUGGCUGUCUUGUAAUACUUGUUUAUGCAUUAAAGAACUCAUUGUGAAAUGAAUUAUGUUGAUGUAAGAAA